Molecule: messenger RNA, 645 nt
Organism: Komagataella phaffii GS115
Lineage: Eukaryota; Fungi; Ascomycota; Pichiomycetes; Pichiales; Pichiaceae
Product: mitochondrial 54S ribosomal protein YmL41
Exons: 1
Coding region: 1-645 (214 amino acids)
Biological process (GO): mitochondrial translation
Cellular component (GO): ribosome; mitochondrial large ribosomal subunit
Molecular function (GO): structural constituent of ribosome
Source: RefSeq, a predicted model, not a curated record
AUGAGCGCCCCAAGAGGUUUAGCCACUGUAUCUCCUUUGAGUAGGAAAUGGUAUGAUCUCAGUCAGAAAGCUAUUGAGCAAGGGAAACCACAUUUCAGAUUAGGCCAAAAAAAAAUCUAUUUCCCUUCAGCCAGAGUCAUUCUCCUUAGACCAAAUGCCAAACACACACCAUACCAGGCCAAAUUUGUAGUGCCCAAGUCCUUCAACAAAUUGGAUCUAAGAGAUUACCUGUAUCAUAUCUAUGGUUUGAGAGCAUUCAAUAUAACAACUCAAUUACUGCAUGGAAAGUUUACCAGGUCGUUACCUAUGCCCUUUAGGGCUCGUCGUCGUUCACCACAAAUUAAGAAGAUGACCAUCGAUAUGCAGGACCCUUUCGUUUGGCCAGAGCCUCAGAAUUCAUACCUACAAGAUGAGCUUGAUCUGAGCGAAGAAAGUAAGCAAUAUUUCCAAGAUAGGACCAGUCCUGGUGCCGACAAGAACAAGAGGUCUCUUGCGUUUGGAGGAAUCAUUGAUCCAGAACCUGCAGCGGAGAAUUUUGUGCCCAAAAAACUCAGUAGACAGAUGAAAAACAAGAAGCAGAAGGCUUUGGAACAGGAAAAAAGACAGAGCCAAGAGGAACUGAUUAGACAGUACAUCAGUUUGUAA